UCUCGCUGGGACGCCUUGUCCGAUCUCGAGGUGAUUAUUAUCAUCCACUCUCUGAUUCUGCGAAUUUCACAAAUAUGAUCUCUCGAGGCCUUACGAUUGAUAGUCAUUUGUAUAUGUAAGAGCUGAUUCUCAGAGAUAACAAGCUAGCGGAAGUACCAGAUAUAAGUAUAUUCUCAAGGCUUUUGGUCUUUGAUGUAUCUUUCAAUGAAAUCACUUCGUUGGAAGGAUUAUCAAAGGCCUCUAGCACGUUGAAGGAGCUCUAUAUGUCUAAGAAUGAAGUUAACAAGAUUAUGGAGAUUGAACACUUGCACGACUUGCAGAUUCUUGAGCUAGGGUCCAAUAGAUUGUGGGUUUAGAUUUGUCGUGAUUACUUUACAAUGUUUUAGCAAUGAAUAUGAAAGCAUUGAGGUUUAUUCAGGUGAUGGUGAAUAUGGAGAGCUUGACAAAGUUAGAAGAGCUGUGGCUGGGAAGAAACCGUAUCAAAGUUGUGAACUUGUGUGGGCUCAGAUGUAUUAAAAAGAUUAGCUUGCAGAGCAAUCAAUUGACCUCUAUGAAAGGAUUUGAGGACUGUGUUGCUCUUGAAGAGUUGUAUCUGAGCCAUAAUGGUAUCUCAAAAAUGGAAGGCUUGAGUGCGUUGGUUAACCUACGGGUAUUAGACGUGUCGAACAACAAGCUCACAUCAGUUGAUGACAUUCAGAGCCUCACAAAGCUGGAAGAUUUAUGGCUUAAUGACAACCAGAUAGAAAUACUUGAAGCUAUCACAGAAGCUGUUGAAGGCUCUAAAGCUAACAGCUUUCCCGGAUUCUCCAUGUAGUUAGUCAUUAAAACCCUUUUAUUAACUUAUUUUUUUCUAACAAUAUAAUAUGACUUCUGACAAUUUGACUAAUCACUGUAU
This is a messenger RNA of Brassica napus (rape), 895 nucleotides long. RefSeq names its product protein phosphatase 1 regulatory inhibitor subunit PPP1R7 homolog. Bases 389 to 814 code for a protein of 141 amino acids. The record is from RefSeq and is a predicted model, not a curated record. Lineage: Eukaryota; Viridiplantae; Streptophyta; Magnoliopsida; Brassicales; Brassicaceae. Gene Ontology annotation, molecular function: protein binding. The transcript is spliced from 3 exons. Gene Ontology annotation, cellular component: cytoplasm.